Pipra filicauda (Wire-tailed manakin) is the source of this 12890-nucleotide messenger RNA. RefSeq names its product CXXC finger protein 4 (gene CXXC4). Bases 197 to 1390 code for a protein of 397 amino acids. Gene Ontology annotation, cellular component: nucleus. The record is from RefSeq and is a predicted model, not a curated record. Gene Ontology annotation, molecular function: methyl-CpG binding; zinc ion binding. The transcript is spliced from 2 exons. NCBI's taxonomy places the organism in Eukaryota, Metazoa, Chordata, Aves, Passeriformes, Pipridae.
UUUUUCCGUGCCUUUUCAUUUUUCCCGGUGCUGCUGCGGCAGCUCCCGUGAGGAUGCCGGAGGAACGGCUGCCCGGCCAGGCACCGACCGCGGGGAUGCGCCCGGAGGAGGAGGAGGAUUAAGCGACCCCCCCCGUCCCUGUCCCUCUCCCCCCGACCCCCAUCCCCCUGUCCCGUCCCCCCCCGACCCGGCCACCAUGAACACCAACGUGUGCGUGGAGAGCGGCCCCAACCCCGAGGCGCCAGGGCUGCCCAAGGACAGCCACCUGCCCGAGGGGGCCCUCAACAGCCUUGUGGAUUACAACUCGGAGAUGGAGAGGUACCGCUCCUUCGCCACCUUCUACAAGACCAACGGCGGCGCCUUCCCCCAGGCGGCCAAGAUCGCCCGCAUCACCACCCCCAUCUUCCCCAGUGCCGCCGCCGCCGCCGCCGCCCGCAUCGGCAUGUCCCCCUGGAACUGCGACACCGCCACGGCCGCCGCCGCCACCGCCAUGCUCUGGGGCAGCGGCGGCGGCGGCGGCGCGGCGGGCGGCGCGAGGAAACCCUCCUCCUCCUCCUCCUCCGCCGCCGCCUCCGCGGCCGCCGCCGCCGCCUCCUCGCUGCACGCCGGCAGGGGCGGCAUGCACCACCGGAGCGACUCGCAGCGGCUGGGCAAGCCCGGCUGCCCGCCGGCCGAGCAGCCCGCCCUGCCCAUGGCCAACGGCAACUUCCUCUCCACGCUCGCCCCCGAGCACUGCCGGCCGCUGGCCGGCGAGUGCAUGAACAAGCUCAAGUGCGGCGCCACCGAAGCCGAGAUCAUGAACCUCCCCGACCGCGUCGGCACGUUCUCGGCCAUCCCGGCGCUGGGCGGCCUGUCCCUGCCCCCCGGGGUCAUCGUCAUGACGGCCCUGCACUCCCCCGCCGCGGCCUCGGCCGCCGUCACAGACAGCGCCUUCCAGAUCGCCAACCUGGCGGACUGCCCGCAGAGCCACGCCUCGGCCUCACCCGCCUCCGCCCUGGGAGCCGCCGCCGGCGCGGGGGGCGGUGGAGGCGGUGGCGGCGGAGGCGGAGGGGGGGCCGGCGGCACCGGCGGCGGGGCCGGGGCCGGGGCGGGCAACCCCGCCAAGAAGAAGCGGAAACGCUGCGGGGUGUGCGUGCCCUGCAAGCGGCUCAUCAACUGUGGAGUCUGCAGCAGUUGCAGGAACCGCAAAACGGGACACCAGAUCUGCAAAUUUAGGAAAUGUGAAGAGCUUAAGAAAAAACCGGGCACUUCGCUAGAGGUCAGAGGAGAUGAUUUCUUUUUCCCCAGCCUCCCGCCGUCCCUCCUCAACCCCCUGCCCCCGCCCCUCCAGUGCUUCUUGUCUAGCUUCAAGAUGCAGCAUCCCUUCUCCGAGGCCUCCUUCAGGCUCUGAGGGAGCUCCCGCCGCGGGUGCGGCUCCCCGCGGCGCGGCCCCGCCGCCCGCCCUUCUCCGCCCCGCAGGGAAGAGAAACGCCGCCCCCCGCGGCGCCCCGCGGAGCCGGGCCCUGGCCUCCGGCCCCGGGCCGAGGAGGGACGGUCGGGGGGCGCCGGCCCCCGCCCCGCCAGCUCGUGGCCGUUACGGGACGAUGCUAACCUGGUUUACCUGCCGUGCUGUUUCCAUAAGACUGCUGGCUCUCUCUGGUUUCUUUUUAUUAUUUUUUUUUCUUUUCUCUCUCUCUCUUUUUUUUUUUUUUUUUAAUUAACGGCAAUAAUGACGAUUCGGGGAGGUUUGUAGGGACGGGGAGGUGGGAAAGGGAAAGUUUUAGCAGAACGCCCGCCUCUCGCUGUCAGAAGUUCAGGGGAAAGCGAUGGCGAGUUCAUCUCCAGAUUGACUGGUAGCAGUUUGUCCUAGACAGGCAACUGGCCAUAGAGCCUGGUAGUCGGUGAAACGUGCCCAAGUGAUUUCUUUGGCAAUGUCUUUUACGAAAUAACCUGUUCGUGGUGUAUUAAACACAAUGGAAGAAUAGCACAGGUAUGACUGAACUGAUUUCGGAGUGAACUGUAUGUACGGUUAUUUUUACGAUGUGUCCUCGGAACUGACAAUGUAUUGUGCUCCCCAAAGCUGUAACAACAGGUUUUCAGGUUUACUAGACAUAGGAGAGACAGGCAGAUCCCAUGUCGCAGAUAUUUCGGUUAACGUAUUGGGUACGACAGACAAUGGGAACCAGAAUACACAUCCGUGAGGAAAACGGCAAUUGGAUGGUACCGUUAGGGGGAGGAAACAAGUGAGAGAAAAGACUAGUAAUCACACUUAAUCCCUUGUCAUUAUUAAAAUUAUAGUGUUGCUGGUUAGAUGCACAUAUCGGGUGCAUUUGAAGGUGUCGAGGAUGAUGGAUUUAGUACAGAGGAGUAGUGUAUGCCGGGUGACAUCAAGAUUUGUAGUCACAGAAAUCAGAAACUCAGUGAGAAAUUGCAACUUCUGUCUCUGUGUGUGUGUGUGUGUAUGCUCGUGCAUGUCUGCAGAGCGGUUUAUUCCCUUGCUCGUUGCUUCCAGGAGUUCUUUCCAGGAAGAGGUGGGAUGAGGGAUUCUGGGGAAAAAGCAACACUAAGAGCCAAUUAAUUUAUUCUGUGUUAAAUAAAUGGAGAUAAUGGUGUUCAUAUUGACACUGCCAUGGGACAAAAGCAGCAUUUGGGGUUUUAACUGACAUUUGGCUGAUACCAUUAACUCUUUCCUAACCAGCUUCAUCAAAACAACUAAUUAAUCCGUUUUUGCAAGAGUGAACUGUCCUUGCUGAAAGUUUGAUUCAUAGCUCUCCCUCCUUUUAGCUCUUUUUUGUGAAUGUAUGGUGACCCAGCAUCGCUAAUGCAAAAACCAGGAUGGACUUCCCAGGGGACAGAAACUAGAUUGGGUUUCCAACUCUUGUUUUCCUCAAUAGCAUGCCUUUGUUGCUUUUGCAGCAAGUUUGCAACAAAGAUACCCAAUGCCCCAGUCUGUUAAUGAUGGAUUAUAAUGCUGAAUACAGCCUAAAAGAGAUUUCUCUGAGCCAGAGGCAUGGAGAAUCCUCCCCACACCACCCAGCACUGGGGGUGCCUUUGUGUGCCAGGUUCCCUCAUUAGGCUUGCAAACUAGGAUGCUGCUGGGAUUUAAUGUUUGUGAUAAAUGAUAGGUUCUGAUGGCUUAUCGAUUUGUGCAGAAAGUGAGCUAUCUCUGGAACAAAUUUGAACGUUAUCAGAUCUUCCUAUGGGUUUGUGUGCAUCUCUGAGCACAUUUCCAGAACUUCCUCGCUCCUGACAAAGGUGUUCGACAGCGUAAAAACUUUUCAGGCGUGUUAUGAGAAUGCCGCCUGUUAAAAUUGUUUAACCACUGUGACUAGUAAAACCUGUGGUUUAAUUAGCCACUUGUGUGCUCUCAUAACCACCUGCCUUCACUUCUUUUCUUCAUUCUCUCUCUCUCUCCCCCACUCACUCUCUCCUGUUUGUGCUCUGUCAGAAACGUAAACACAAAAGCUCUUCUGCUGCUGUACUGUGACUCGAAGGAAACAGGUUUCUCUUUCCAGCUGUGGAGAGGUCAGUAAGGCAUCGCUUCUCUGCAGGUCGUGGCCCAUCACAAAGUUUUGUCACAGGAUGUGACUGAUUUCAUUACAGAAAUGUGGUUUGUCAGUAGGAGAGGAAGACUAACUUUCUUCUGUGGUUGUUUUCCUUAUGUCUUCUUUCUUCUUCUUUUUUUAAAAAAAUAAAUUACCUAAUAAAGAGUGACAGUAGGGCUGCCUACAGCACAAGCGCAGCAGCAGUGCUCUGGCCAUAUGGCCACCAGCUGUAAGGGUGUCAGAGAGUGACAGGGCCUACAUGAGGGCACUGCAGUAGCAGUGUUGGUGUCGAGGGGCAGGCAAGGGCAGCCUCUCUGUGGAGUGAGCCGCUGGAGUGACUCAUUUGGCCUGUGCUCCAGGGGAGUCCCCCACUCUGCAUGGGGGAUCCCCUGGCACCUUGGUAGGCACAGUCCCAUGGAAAUGCAUCAAGGAUUGAGGGGCUCAAAUUCUACUACACACUUGUAAGAUUUAUGAAUUGUGCUCGACAGUGGCUGCAAGUUGCAGGGGUGAUUUAAGGCAAGGGGUGGAACUAUGUUUAAAAACAGAAUAAAUGAAAAAUGAGAAUAAUACCAAUAAACAGUAAACUGGCUGAUCCCACAAAAACCAUUUCUCUCUUUUUCCUUUAAGUCUUUUCUACUGGUGCAAUGAAGGCAUAGGAUAAAAAACGUUAGUACAUGGAGUCGAAGACAGAUUCACGUGAAUGCUUUCUAGUCCCUGACCCUCACAUUUUUAAUGGAAUGCUUCUCACCCAGCAUUUUUUUUAAAACACUUGAAUUAUUUUUUCCUACUUUUCUUGUACUAUUUUCACAUUAAAAGUGUCCCAAUGCUCUAGUAUUUUUCAUAGAAUGUUAUUAUUACUAGGAAAUUUUAUGUACGGCAAUAAUAAAUCUAUAAAAAUAAGAUUGACGUCACGUUGCACGCUGCCUACUUGUGUAUGUAUAUUCUGUGUUCAUUCAGAUUUACAGUCGGUUUAAAGAGACAUAAUCUUUAUUUACCCAUAGAGACUACUUAUUUUCCUCUGAUUGGUAUACGUGUCUAUAACUUCUGCUGCAGGUUAUGAAGAUUAGAAGCCUGACGAUAGUUUACAUCCCCCUCUCUUUGAAGUGAACCUCUUCCAUUCAGCAUAUGAAUCUCAUUUACCCCACUCCUCAUUUUCAUUAGCAUGGCAACAAAUUCAGGCGGAGGGGCUGACUUGCAUUGGAGGGGCUGAAGGGCCCUGCCCAAUUGUGAACUAUCAUCUGUUUAGGCAUGCUGUCAUCAUAGCUGGUACCACUUGCUUUCUUUGUAAUAGCCCAGCUAAUUGAUACGUGCGCUAUUCAAGUGAAUGUUUGCAUACCACCUCGAUAUAGUCGAUACCAGCCUCCAAAUCCAAGGCACCUCGCUGAGUUGCAUUUCAAGCCAGUGGGAGUUUGAGAUGGCCUUCUCCGGGGAUAGGUUGUGAUGAUUGAUUUCAGCAGGAACGGCGUCUGAUCCUGAAAAUCUUAACACCAUAUGGCAUUGCCACGGGGGAGAGAGGCUGCGCUGGCAACCUCCGAACUUGCACUUCGUGUAGCGGUAGCGUGUGUGAGCGCGUUAAGGGAAGACUGCUGAGCUCUGUGGAUAGGGGUCAAUUAGUAGGGGCCUCAGAGGAAGCAAUUUCCCUGCCGUCUAUCUAGCUUUAAAUUACAUGCACGAGUUAAGUGACGGCAUGAUGGAAUUGAGUAGUGUGAGGGGGAACUGUAAAGUCUGAUAAGGAGCAGGUGGCUAACACGAUCCAACUGGCUAACUGGAAGGUGAAAAAGAAAGACCACCUUGUAGCCUGCGUUGCUGUUCAUCACUUAACAUCAGCAAUGUUGCUGUAUGACAGUCUGUCUCUCCUGCCUGCCACUGCCUCGUAGCCCUCCAUCUGGCCGAGUCUCCCCAUGUGCAUGUGUUAAACACUGUGCAGAUGAGCAAAAAAGCAGUCCUUGUUCCUGGGCAUUUACAGCUGGAGCAAGAACCAUAGUCUGUCCUGAGUGCAAUUCACAUUGGAAUUGGCUGCAAAGCCCUGAUUGACCCUGAGUGCUGUUUUUCCCCUCUUCUCAUUCAUGCCCCGUGUGCUCCACCAAGGGUGCUCUUGUUUUUCUGUUCCCAGGCCUGAGCCUGCAGGGAGUGUGCCUGCACUGGAACUGGUUGUUAGCACCAUAUGAGAGCCCUUGCUGGGUGACUGUGAUACUCUUGCUUGGGGCUUCCAACAUGGUGCAUAAUCCUGCCAUAAUGGUGUGGGCAGGGAGUGGGGGACGUGAGAAGCAGAGCAAGAUCUGACCUUCGUUGAGUGCUUUGCAAUGUUUUUUUAUCACUUUCAUUCGGAUAUUGCAUGUCUGGGAUAAACAUAUAUUCAAUGAUGAAUUUUCCUUUUGAUCUCUGGAGGUUCUUGGGUACAACACAGGGCCUCCUACUGCCACUUCCAGCAGAGACCAGAGCAGGUGCAAGCAUUUUUUCUCACUGGUGCCUGCUGUCUGCUGCUCAGAAAUCUCAUUGAAGCUUAUUGACCUUAUUGUCUUAGGAUCCUAUCUUGCAAGGCAGGAGUGCACUGCGGUUGUUGGGAGACAUGGGGUGGAGGAAGAUGUGUAGAGCCAGAGGAGUUGAGCUUUUGGUCUCUUUACGGUUCUGGCACAUCACUGAGUGCAAGUGAUUUCCUCUGAAAUGGAGUUGGAUGUUGUCUGGUUUACUGUUUCAUAUGUUGUUGCUUCCCUUUCCUUGUGUGAUACUUGCAAAGCUGAGGAAGUGCCCAAAGCCCAUGACAUUAGCAUUCAAUUUAGAAUAUAAAUUGCUGCUUGAUAUGGUAUAGUUUGUUAAAGGGGGCAAAAAUUAAGUCUCUCCUGCCUAAGGAAAUCUCUUAAUGGUGGGAUUUGGUACUGAACUGAACAGAAUGUCAAGGAAUUCUGCAAAAUUGUAGACCAGUCAAGUACUUAGCAGUCUCUUUGAUACAAACACUGGUUUCUACUUGCAUUGGAAAUUCCUUGUUUUAAAUCAUUGAACUAUGAUUGUUUGCCAGUGAAAUUGUCCGUAUGGUAAGAGAGAUUAACUGGUUAUGGGGGUUCUGCAUUUUGAUUGCACUGAAUAGUUCUUUGCACAUUUCUCAAAGUACUAGUAGAGGUUAUGCAGUUGGGGUGUCAGGAUUCUGUGCCAGACUCUGGGUUUCAGUGUCAUGACUGAUUGGUUAGUCUGUUUUUUUAAGCUGACAUAAUGAAAUCUCUGUGUAUUGUUUAGGCUGGGCAAGCUGUAUAUGCCAUGAGAAAGAUGAUGAAUGAGGGCAAUUUGAGGUUUUUUUUGAGCAGUAAUUUGCAUAAUAAGUAUCUUUUUUCUUUCUUUCUUUUUUUUCCCCCCCAAAUCAUCUUGGUCACUUUGAACUAGGUAUUUCAGUUAGCAGUGCAUAGAACCAUCAUGACUUGGAGUCCUAUGGCAACUACAGGAUGUUUGGAAAAUCUUUCCAAUUCGGUGUUUCUACAAAAUGUGGACUAUACACAUCAUGCCUCAUUCAUAUAGGGCGAUUCAUUUAAGCUGGUAGAUAUGUGAACGUUGUUUUAUACACCGAUAUUUAGGAGUGGUUAACAGUAAGGAACAGUCUCAAUAUUUGUCUGCCUGUUCAUGUAUAUUCAUAUUUUUGGGUUUUGGGUCCACUUUCCAUGCAAUUAUAUUUAAUAAGUGCACACUUAACACUUUUACUGAAGUUAGGGAAGACAUUGCUUACUUGGAGAAUGAAUUAGGAUGUCAGAAAACAAUCCCUUUGUACUGAGGAAAGCAAAGGGUCAGAAACGUUUUUUUGGUCAGAAACCAACAUCCUGGUGCUGUGCUUUUGGUUUUAAAAUAAAUGUGUUCUGGAGAGUUAAACAAAAGGUUGAUAUUAAUUUCUGUAUGUUGUCAUGCAUUUGAUACGUGGCAAUGACUGAGAACAGGUCCUUUCCAGAUAUCCUAAAAAUUUAUAUUGUUAAAAGGAAAACUAGUAGUCUUCUAGCUCUUAACAUGCAUAUAUUUUAAGGGUUAGGCUUGGUGAAGUAAUUCUAAGCAGGCAAACCUAGAAUAUACACUUUAAAGACUCAUCAAAUAUAGUAUAGUCCUUUUGAUUGCUGUUUGCAGUGGGAAAUGGCUGUCGAUUGCAAAGGGAAAGGCUUUAAGAUUAGUUUUUUGGAUGUACCCAAGUGAGUUAGGCGCAGUAAGAAAGUAACUCGUGUCGCUGUAAAAAAGUCCCUAGGACUUGGCCUCGGUUGCUAACAAUUCCCGGUUGCUAACAAGUCACCGACUACAUGCUUAAAAAUUGGCAGCAGACACCAUGUCUUCUGAGGAGUACCACCAUCCAGAGAAAGUGCUUCUCUGCUUCUGUAGUGUCUGUAUUUUUGAUAGCUCAUCUACUUGAAUGAUCUUACUGAACCACAAUGUCUUGAAGCAUGCAGUUUCAUUUGACACUUCUUUUGCUUUUUGGGAGCCCAUACUGCUCUGUCUGUCUUUUCUCUUCUUUUGGGUACCUUUAUUGUUUUCCGCAGUCACAUCUUGUUCAGUCACAUGCAAACACCUGUCCUGAAAUUGAAUUACUCUGUGGUGUAAUCUGAAGUCAUCCCCCAUUUCAGCAUCCUGGGCUUUCUGUUGUGUGUUAUGUUGCACCAUACUUUAGAUGCAACAGCCAUUUAAUAAUGUUGAAGCCUUAGCUCUGCAGGGGCUAAAAAGAUCCCAGCAGGCUUGUUAACUUCUACUCUCAGACAUUAUGGGAAAUAUUUUCUCCUCCCUGGAACUCCUAGGCAUCCUCUUAAUUAACACUAUAAAAAUACAUAGCCAGGUAUGCACGAAGCCUGUUUAAUUUUUUUGCAGUUUUUCCAGAGUUUCUCCGUUCCUUCUUAUUUAACCAGACACUGGUGCCAAGUGAGUUAUGAGAACCUAAAAGGAAUAAAAGCAGCCUGGGUCAUGCUGGAUACUCUGUUCUUGUCAGGCAGCAUACUCAUCAAGCACCUUCCCCUUACUCACCUUAGGGUCUUAUUCUUUCCCCUGCUUUACUUGGUAUUUUCCUUUAUCUCAGUAUCGGAAGUGUUUGCCAUAUGAAAACUUUGCACCUCUCCUGUCUCAGGAGAGUAUUCCUUUCUGUUCCACGCUGCUGUGGUCAUGGUGUCUGUUGUACUUUUAUAUAGGAUCCCCACUAGCUGGUAUCAGACUUCAUUUGACUAGGAGUUAUUUGUACAGAGAUGAGAGAGGUUAGUCAGUGGUUUAGGAAGUUGAGAAGCAGUAAUAAAAUUUGAGGUGGAAGGAGGAACUUAAUAAAUACUGGAAAGCAGUGGGGAAUCCAAGAGAAUUCAGGAUGCAUAUCACUUAAGAUGAGGACAGAAGAGGAGGAAAGAAGAGCUGCAGAGUGCUCAAACAGAGGAGGACACAAAAGUGACUGAGGGUGGUUUAUAAUGUGUGAAGCCUCAGUGAAGGGGUGCCUGGUCCUCCAUAGGGGUGACUCAGUGACCAUGGGACAGACUGACUGAGCACUGAAGGGUACAGUGGUAGGGCUGAAGAUGGCAGUGAGAUCUCCCCUGGUGAGAAGAGCACGGAAUAGAUCUGCUGCUGUGAGCUGGUUUACCAUUAGUAAUUCAGGUGAGGCAGUUGAAGAGCUCACCAGUAGUCAUCUUCCUAGCACUUGUACAGGGGAAGGCCAAGACUUCAUACAGAUGAAAGGGACCUUGGUGAGGGUGAGCAGGGUUUUUCACGUGCCCUUGUUGUUAGGGUAAACCGGUUUCUUUAAUUAAUUUUUUUAAAUUGACUGGAAUUUAUGGAGAGAAUUUGGAUAUUGGGAUGAGCAUUUGUUCUGGGCAUGAUCCAAACAAGUUGUUCAAGGGCUAAGGAAAUGAUAAAGGAGUACAUACAGGAAAGCUAAAAAAUGUGAAAGGGAGAGGGGAAGCUUGCAAAUGAAAGGCUGAAAAUGAUGAUUUGUUGCAUGAGGAGUUCUUGGUCUUAGAGGUUUCUUUGGUGGUGUGUACCGUGUGUCCUAGGAAAGCUGGAGCAUGCUGACAGAACAUCAGUCUACACCGUGUUAACUCAAAGAAUUUGCUCCACUGUCGCGAAAGAAAUACCCCAAAAGAACUGCAGUUCAAUAACAUCUGUCCUUCUGUACAUCGUAACUGCGAGGUGGGGAUGCAGUGUGGAUGCAGCAACCUUGGCAGUUACAGGCUUGGAACAGAGCUGAAGAACCCUGAGUGUCUGUGUAGAAGGUACAAGGAGGGCAGAGCAUGAUUACUGUGAGGCAAUUAAAGAGGUCAUAAAUGGAAAAGAGAGGCAAGGAGUACACAUUGGUAAAUAUGUGAUCUCCAAAGUGAGUAGUAUCAGUCAAAUAAAGGAUUUUGGGUUUAGAGUAAACAAAAGAGGAGAAAAAUAUAUUUGGAAGGGUUGUGGGUAUGACUCAUGUGGGAGGGGGUGGGAGAAGACUCAAUGACACUAUUUUAGUAAUGAUAUAAAACCUGCUCUCUCUAAAUCACCAGUUCAUCUGAGCUCUGGGAAGUGGUAGUGUGGUUGGCUGAUUGCUUGGAAGCUGAUGUAAAGUAAAUUGGAGGUCAAAGUCCAGUGGAGGUGACAGUGUCAUGAAAAUAAUUACUGAGAUGUGUCUUAAUUGUCAUCCUUGAAAAUUUCAGAACACACAUCUGAGAAUGAAUGGAAUUCAGAACCAUUUACAAUCUUUUAACGUUUUCCUUACCAGUCAGGAAUUGUAGUGACUUGCUGUAUAAGAGUUUGUGUUGCUACUCCUCUUCCUGCAUCCAAUCAGAAAAUACAUGGUGCUCACCUUGAUGUUUGGCUGCAAGAGAGCCAAGCUGGCACCUGUGAUGAGUCUUAGGCAUUGGCUGAUUAUACUCCUUCAGCCCAUAUUCCAAGUGCUGCAUUUGAGUGAAUGUAUUUCUGUAUUUCCCCCCCCCAGACCUUUUUUUUUUUUUUUGCAAGCUUUGCAGAAAAAGAAACAAGCAAGCAGAGACCAAACAUUUAAUGGAUAUAUUUUUCACUGGCUCUUUUAUCAACAGCAUAUGAAAAAUCCCAAAGGACAGAAGCAGUUAGCUAACCAAUGAGGCAUCAUAGCCAAUUUUAGGUUCCAUGCAGGAGAAAAAGAUACUGAAGCCCCAGCAGCUCUAGGGGAAAGAGAUUUAAAUUUAGGUUUAGUACUAAGAAACAUGCCUCCCCUCUGCUUGGAGACCAGUCUGUAAGAGAUUACCGUACCCCAGGGCAGCAGUUUGGAGGAUGAUAGAGAUGUCAGCCUGUGAGUGCAAAGACUUGUACCACUGGAUGGUGAACCAGCAGGGAUUUCUCAUUAAUGGAAUGAAUGUUAACAAGAAUAAUUCUGUUUUGUGAGCUGGUGUGUGUGUGUGAAGGAUAAAUGAUAGGGACUGAUGGAUGGUCUUCACAGAGAUUUGAUUAGGGAGAAGGUGAAUGGCAGUGUGUGUGUGAGAGGGGGAGGUGUAUGCACGUGGUACAUCCAUUGCAAGAGGCAGCCCCACUUCUAGUUGAUAAUGUCUGACAGAGAAGUCAGCAGAAGUAACCAGGCAGGUCCUAGGCAAAAGCAGAAGCUGAGCCCUGGUGUGGUAUUUCAUUUUUACUAUCUUUUACAUUGUAAGGUCUUGGUUUUUAUGUUGCACAGUGGUAACAAACCUCUACCCAAGAAUUUCUCUAUAAAACUUUUCCCGGUAACAGAGGUUUCUGUUUUAUGCUAAUAAAACAUUUGACUAUUUGAUACUAAUUUUCACAGUCAGUAUGGGAGCACUGAGUGACAGCUUUUUUGACCUGGUUAGCAUCAGUUUGGGCUCUGAAGUAACACUAUUAAAGCUUGUAUGAGCCCUUUCCCAUUCCUGAAAAAGCAGGAGACAGGCCAGACCUACUAGUUGAGAGGCCAGGCAGGCAGAACCAACAGAAACAAUCCCUCAUUCUGCCUGAGGCCUUCCUAUGCUGUUAGAAUGCAAAUAAUAAAUUAAGAAAGGCAAAAUAGUCGUAUAAGCCAAGUAAGCAUUCUAGCAGACUUAGCAGGUCCACCCUCAAGUACAGGGAUAGCUGAAAAAACUGAAGGAACUGCAUGAACUGCUCGAGAGGGAUAUAGAAAUGGGGGAAAAAAUGUGAAUCCCUUUGCAAGUGAGAUGUGGGAGACCCCUAAACUGAAAAGCCAAACCUCUGAUAUCUUCCCCGCUGCCUUUGCCAGAAAGCCAUUAGGAUUCCCUGCCUGAGGCCGGAGCGUGGCCAACUGGAACUCAGCUGCAGGGUAGCAGACGGCAGGAGGAGUUCCCGACCCCGGCUUGCCCGCCGCUGCCAGCCCCGCGUGCAGGAUGCCAGGCACGGGGAAGCCGGCGGCCAAGGCGACUGCCUCCCAUGGGAGCGAGCGGGACGGCAGAGGUGGAGACUUGGCUCCGUCCCUCGGCUUGCUGGCCAAAAGAGCUGCACCGGCACAAGGGAGGGAGUGUGCUGGAAGGCGACCACUGCCAGUUACUCCAAGCCUGGGAGGGAAGGGGGAGAGGAGGUGUGCUCCUUUCUAGGGCUCUGCCUGCAUCCUGGGGCGACGCUUCUGCCUGCCAGCCUCGAUGCAUUGUUGGGAUGCUUAGUGACUGGAGCUGUCUCCUGGGGAUGUUAAGGAUGGUGGAGCAGAGCAUGAGAGCUGCUCUGCUGAAAGAUUGCUCGUAGCUUUAGAUGCUUGCUGGCAUGGAGAGGGGCUCACUCCAUUACUAACAUUUCCUGGGACUGAGCUGUUUUUCUUUGACAGCAUUAGUCUGGAUUCCUUAUGAUUUCUGAUUCUGUGUUUGCCAUCUGUUUUCCCCAAUGGCAUUAUGCAUUUUUUCAGAUCAAAAACCCAUUCUCCAAAAUUUAAUCUCAUCUAUAAAGUGAAAAAAAAUUAAUAUAUAAAAUAAACUAUGGUGUGUAGUGAAUGUAAAUGAGGCACACCUUUGCUCCUUCUUUCUCCUGUGGAGAAACACAUUACUUCUCUGACUAAUCCUAUUGAUUUGGCUGGGGAGCUACAGCCUGCUGCUGAGUCCAAGUGGCAGCAUCCGGCCAUACAGUGGCAAGUCUCUGUGGCCAUUGGCACAAAUCCUUUACUCCCCAGCCGACUCCACUGAAAUUUCGUGAGGUUACCUCUGAGCGAGCUAUUCCAGAGGAGCCAGGUUUUCAAACCAUGACCCUGACUUAGGAGUACAUUUUUUAAAUUUCUAUUUGCAAUGUCCCAUGGCAAAGGUUUACUUUUCACUCAGUGGAGCUGGCGGCAGAGAAAGUCAAAUGAGUUUCCUAAUCUGGUAUGUUCUAAAUCUGGUUUGUCUCAAAUACAGCCUGAGAGAUAUGCACCACAAGUGGAAAAAUAACUGCCAGCACGCAGAUGCGUUUCCUCUUGGAGCGAAUAAAGCUGAGUUUUAAAAUAAA